Meloidogyne enterolobii is the source of this 222-nucleotide messenger RNA. NCBI's taxonomy places the organism in Eukaryota, Metazoa, Nematoda, Chromadorea, Rhabditida, Meloidogynidae. The record is from the annotation of a GenBank genome assembly.
AUGGAAAAAUCUUGUGAGGUUUGUGGUGAUGUCCCAUUUGGAAAACAUUAUGGGGUAACUGCUUGUAAUGGCUUUUUUCGCCGUUCAAUUUGUAAUAGACGUAGCUAUAUAUGUCGUUAUGGAUCAACAUGUCCUAUUGUUAAAGAACAAAGAAAUGCUUGCCGCGCCUGUAGAUUAAAAAAAUGUUUUGAAGCAGGAAUGAAUCCGGAGGGUAAUUAUUAA